AUGAGUUUCACUCCUACAGAGGAACCCAUACCGUCAUAUGAAAGGUCUCAGCUGUUACACCGAACCGCGUCUAGCCGGAGAAUGGCUCGGAAUAGCAGUCAUUCCCUGUCAAAUUUGAACAUAUCCAAGAUUGUAUCAGAGGACAUCAAGAAACAGCAAGAGUCCCUCAGGAUUAUGGGACUGGCGAUUCUGAGUUCUAGACAACAUUUGGCACUUUCCUUUUGCAAAGACAUUCCUUUGAUUAUCAUUGCCAUUGAUUUAUAUGGCUGUUUGAAAAACUGUUGGACUCCACGGACCCACCAGCACAGCAUCACGUCUGCCAAGUCCUCAGAGUAUGUUCUCGGAGGCAUCUGGUGUCUUGUAUCGGGCUAUUUGACAUAUUCGAUACUGGAUGGGCUGAUGGUACGCUGGAUUGUGACUUAUUCCAGCUGGGGCGCAAUAGUCCGGAUGUUGUCCAUGUCAUUAUUGAUUGUUAUUGUCAUUCAGUUACUAUCGAUUGUGUGCAACCCUGAUGGACUAUAUUAUUUGCCUGCUUGGGUACUGAUAUCGUGCCUGCUCACAGUAAUAUACAUUAUACAAAGUUAUGUGACCUCCAACUUAAGGAUCAAAAGUCAUCUGGAGGAGCCAUAUGCGGAGGGAGUAAUUUCCCUGCCCAUUAUUCCUAGACCAGAUGAUAAGGUCAAAAGAACAGUGGACAUCUACAACAUUGCCGUGUUUGCGGUUGUCCCCAUUGGGAUAGCCAGUUUUGUCACGAUGGUGGGUCUAAUAAGAAUACUGCUAAUCAUGCGCUUUGAUGUUGGUUCUGUGACUAACACGGUUUCUAAUAUUGCUAUUCCCCAAUAG
Komagataella phaffii GS115 is the source of this 843-nucleotide messenger RNA. Its product is annotated as Protein involved in N-glycosylation. Gene Ontology annotation, biological process: cellular response to oxidative stress; protein N-linked glycosylation. The record is from RefSeq and is a predicted model, not a curated record. Lineage: Eukaryota; Fungi; Ascomycota; Pichiomycetes; Pichiales; Pichiaceae. The coding region runs from base 1 to 843 and encodes 280 amino acids. The transcript has a single exon. Gene Ontology annotation, cellular component: endoplasmic reticulum membrane.